Penaeus vannamei (Pacific white shrimp) is the source of this 2777-nucleotide messenger RNA. It is a transcript of the gene ergic53, whose product is annotated as protein ERGIC-53. Gene Ontology annotation, biological process: endoplasmic reticulum to Golgi vesicle-mediated transport. Gene Ontology annotation, cellular component: endoplasmic reticulum membrane; COPII-coated ER to Golgi transport vesicle; Golgi membrane. Gene Ontology annotation, molecular function: D-mannose binding. NCBI's taxonomy places the organism in Eukaryota, Metazoa, Arthropoda, Malacostraca, Decapoda, Penaeidae. The record is from RefSeq and is a predicted model, not a curated record.
UUGUUUCGUCGCGAGCUCAUUGGGCGCUCAACAAGUAGCAGGGAUGGAUCUCUGCUGGAGUCUCGCGUUGCUCUUAUCUCUCAUAUCGUUUGUGCUCAGUCAAACGCAACACAGACGCUUCGAAUACAAGUACAGCUUCAAGGGCCCUUACUUGGCGCAGAAGGACAACCUCGUGCCCUUCUGGACGUACAGUGGAAAUGCAAUUGCAAGCGAAGAGAGCGUGAGAAUCACUCCAUCUCUGCGGAGUCAGAAGGGACAGAUCUGGACUAAGAAUCCUACAAACUUCGAAUGGUGGGAAGUCGAUGUUGUGUUCCGAGUGACGGGCAGAGGGAGAAUAGGUGCUGAUGGCUUGGCAAUCUGGUUCACAGACAAACCAGGAGUCGAGGGCCCUGUGUUCGGUAGCUCAGACCAAUGGAAUGGGUUGGGUGUGUUCUUUGAUUCCUUUGAUAAUGACAACAAGCGCAACAACCCCUAUGUUAUGGCUAUGGUCAAUGACGGUACCAAAGUCUAUGAUCAUGAACAUGAUGGGCUGAGCCAACAAUUGGGAGGAUGUUUGCGAGACUUCCGUAACAAGCCCUUCCCUGUAAGAGCGAAAAUUGAGUACUACAAGAAUGUCCUAACGGUAAAAACCCAGCUGAUAGAGUAUGAUUAUUCAAAAAUGGAAGAGGAGGGUGAUAUAGGGGAUGAAAAUGGGACUAGGUAUGAUGAACCAAUACAACCAGUGGAACCAUAUGAAAGUUCAACCACCACCACCUCCCCUACGACAACUGGUGCCCCUUUGUCUGAGUACGAUGAUUACACAACAACUGCCUCUCCUGACUCGUCAACCACUACAAAUUUGCCUGGAGAUGGCUCUCAGUCGACUACCACUGCUUGGUGGGGUAGUGAGGAAGCAUCCACAACUAUAAGCCCAGAGAGUGAAAUAAUUGCCGAGACAGAAUACACGCAGGAUGCCCCAGAGAGCAGCCACACUUUUGAGGAACCUGUGCAUGAGAAUGCAGAAGGUGAGAUGGAGGCUGGCUGGGGGUGGUUUGGCACCAGUGAGGCCACACCAACGGAAGAACCAUCAGUGACCUCGACACCUAAGCCCAACAAGAAGACCAGGAGGAGGAGGAGGAAGAAGACCAGGAGAAAUAGAACGAAGAAGAGUAAGAAGAGGCUGGGGAGCAUGAGCCCGUUGAUGAUCCAUAAUGGAAUGACGAAUAACGAAAAGGACUACGAGAUCUGCAUGCGAGCUGAGAAUGUCUAUAUUCCUCCAAGUGGAUACUUCGGAAUCACGGCUGCCACUGGUGGAUUGGCUGACGAUCACGAUGUCCUGAAGUUCCUGGUGACAUCACUGAGGUCGCCUGAGGAGAUGGCAGUCAUGCAGGCCAACGCAGAGGAGGAAGAGAGGUUCCGACGGGAGUUCCAAGAGUACCAGGAGAAGACCAAGAAGGCGCGUGAUGAGUAUGUGGCACAAAAUCCAGAUUCCAUACGCAAGGAAGCUGAAGAAGAGUAUGAAACCGGAGAACAGAGAGAGCUGCGGCAGAUCUUCCAGGGACAAGGACAGAUCCAUGACCUUAUUCGCAAUCUCCAUGCCAAAUUGGAUGAGAUAAUUGGUCGCCAGGAACGUACACUCGGCCUUGUGUCUGCAGUCCACAGUGGCAUGGGAGGGCAAGUUGCUCCUACUGGACAGGUACCUCCUGCACAGGUUGGGGCUCUGCCUGGGGACACUAUCAGGCGUCACGAAGUCGACUCCAUCCUGAAUAACCAGAGGGACAUUGUGGCAACAGCAAGAGAUAUCAAAAACUUUGUGAAUGAUAUCCACCAAAAGAGCAACCAGUUAUUAACUAACAGUCAGAAGCCUCAGGGCUCAGUCCAGCCAGUUGGUUAUGAUCUGCAUGUUACUCUCAAUGAGAUGAAGGAAGGUCUGAAUAUUGUAAAGCGUGAUCUCGGCACAGCCAAUCAGCGUUUGACUUCUGGGCCCGCAGGCGGGUGCCCUCCAGUCAGCUGUGUCUCAACCGGCAUGUUCAUCACAUUCAUGGUCAUCCAGGUGGUACUGCUGAUAGGAUAUAUCGUAUACAGAGAUAACAAAGAUGCUCAAGCAAAGAAAUUUUAUUAGGCUGCCACACAGCUGCAAGAACUGGCAACUCCAUAUUCUCAGGAGUGAAGUCUUUUUCUUUCUUUCUUUCAAUUUUCCCUUGUAGAUCACUACUUUUUAUGCAGCAAAUUUGUAACAGAUUUUAUUUUGAAAGACUAUGUAUGUCACUGAUGUAGGUAUUGUUAUUACUGUUUGUACAUCAAGACAUUUGGAAAUUACAAGUGAUAUUUUGAUCUGAUACUUCGGGGACCUUCUAUGAUUGGGAAGCAAAAUCGGUUUAUUGCCAUUUUGGGCGCCUCCGGGCAUUUAGGAAAACCACAAGGAAUAGUAUUCUUCUAUUUUUAUUUCUAAUAUUUUGGGGAUUAUUAUUUGUGCAGGUUGUGUUACAACCUUCAUCACUCAUAAAGCUAGGAUUACAUUGUCAAGGGAACCGUUGCAAUAGAUGUGGGAAGGACCAAACUACCUACAAUUUCAAAGCUGGUUGUUUAAAGAAAAUAUGCUGAUAGGUUUUUCAGAAUUGCACUUGUGCAUUUGAUUGUUUUUAUGAAUAUUUUAUUUGCAAGUGAUUUCCCUUCCCCCUUCCCUCCCCCCCAAAAAAAAAGAUGUGUAUGUAGAGGAAAUUGUUUAUAAAGUUAUUUUGAAGUGCUAAGAUUAGAUAAAAAAAAGUCUUGCCUAGUUUAACAGAUGGUCCCCUCCA